Mycena indigotica is the source of this 555-nucleotide messenger RNA. RefSeq names its product Sulfhydryl oxidase. The transcript has a single exon. Gene Ontology annotation, cellular component: mitochondrion. Gene Ontology annotation, molecular function: flavin-dependent sulfhydryl oxidase activity; flavin adenine dinucleotide binding. The record is from RefSeq and is a predicted model, not a curated record. NCBI's taxonomy places the organism in Eukaryota, Fungi, Basidiomycota, Agaricomycetes, Agaricales, Mycenaceae. Bases 49 to 555 code for a protein of 168 amino acids.
GGUGGCGGUGACAAAUUAAUAAUCAUCACCAACUUUGCCGCUCUGGUCAUGGGCGAGACUCCGGACUCAAAGCUACCACCAGGAAUGGUCAUAGGGCCGGACGGAAAGCCUUGUAAAGCGUGUACCAGUGGAGCCGCUUUUAAGGCUUGGCGGCCAACAGCAAAAGCAGCAGCAAUUGGAAGCGGGACAGCCCUUGCAAGCACAUCGACUGCAAAAUCUUGUCCUCCCGAUAAAGACCAGCUUGGCCACGCGACAUGGACUUUCCUGCACACAACGGCUGCCUACUAUCCGGCCAACCCGACCCCCAACCAACGCGCACAAAUGCUUGCACUAAUUGGCUCGCUGCCGGCAUUAUAUCCGUGUUCCCAUUGCGCAGAGGACUUUGGGGAAAGCGUGCAGCGGAAUCCUCCGGAUGUCAGUGGCAGGGCCGGGCUGAGUCGGUGGUUCUGUGAACGACACAAUGAGGUCAACGAAAAGUUGGGCAAGGCCACUUUUGAUUGCGCGAAAACGGACGAACGGUGGAAGGACGGGCCGGCGAAUGGUUCUUGCGACUGA